AUGGCCCUAACAUGGCUGACCAUAGUCAGGAUCCCCCACAGCCCCAAGUACAAGACACUCAAAGGAAGGUUAGAGGGGCUGGAUACCUCGGGAUUGGAUUCUCCCUUUGAACAAGCUCUGUUCGUCACUCAGAGAGCGAACAACUUCCAAGCCUCACCAAGGGUGCCCUCAGAUGUGCUAGUUUUCACUGCUCACUGCCUGAGGCUGGCCUUGAUGGUGUCCUAUGAAGAAGAGCUGAAGAUUAUGCCAAAAGAAUCUUUGAUGUCCCCCUUCCCCACCACCAGAAGGCUUCUCAUCAUGACCCUCUCUCCCCACCCACUCUCUCCCCACCUCCUGUUCUUGCUCCUGGGGAACUGCACCAUCUUGCUGGUCAUCACCCUGGAAGAAUCACUGCAUGCACCGAUGUACUUCCUCCUCUGCAUGUUGGCCAUUACCGACCUCAUAGGCUCCACCACAGUCCUGCCCAAGACCCUGUCCAUCUUCUGGUGUGACGAUAAAGAGAUCCACAUAGAUGCCUGCCUGCUCCAAAUGUUCUUGGUUCACUCGCUGUCAGUCAUGGAGUCCACUAUCCUGGUUGCCAUGGCCUUUGACCGCUACGUCGCCAUCUGUGAUCCACUCCGCUACAACUUGGUGCUCACCAACUCAGUCAUCAUGAAGAUCGGGUUGGCUAUCGUGGCCCGGGGCUUGGUUUUGAUUGCCCCCUUGUGCUGCCUGGCAAAGAGACUGCCGUUUUGCAGGACCAACAUCAUCGCCAACACCUACUGCAAACACAUGGAGCUGGUCAAGUUGGCCUGCUCAGGUUUCCUUGUCAGCAAGGUCUAUGGUUUGACAGUGGCCCUCUCCGUUGUGGGCCUGGACUCCAUUUUCAUUGCUCUAUCCUAUUUCAGGAUCAUCCAGACGGUCCUCCGGCUGUCAUCCCCAGAAGCUCGGGUCAAGGCCUUCGGCACUUGUAGGGCUCACAUCACAGUGAUCCUCAUGGGCUACAUCCCAGCCCUCUUCUCUUUCCUCAGUCAUCGCAUCAGCCACAACGUUGCCCCCUACAUCCAUGUCAUCAUCGGCAACCCCUACAUCCUGGUGCCCCCCGCCUUCAAUCCCAUCAUGUAUGGGAUGAAGACCAAGGAGAUCCGGAACAGGAUGCUCAACCUGUUCCUUAUGAGGAAGGGCCUCUCUUGA
This is a messenger RNA of Ornithorhynchus anatinus (platypus), 1173 nucleotides long. Its product is annotated as olfactory receptor 52K1-like. The transcript is spliced from 4 exons. Gene Ontology annotation, cellular component: membrane. Lineage: Eukaryota; Metazoa; Chordata; Mammalia; Monotremata; Ornithorhynchidae. The record is from RefSeq and is a predicted model, not a curated record. Gene Ontology annotation, molecular function: G protein-coupled receptor activity; olfactory receptor activity. The coding region runs from base 1 to 1173 and encodes 390 amino acids. Gene Ontology annotation, biological process: G protein-coupled receptor signaling pathway.